AUGGCUCCCAUGUGCCCUACGUUGAGGUCCCGCAGGCGGCCCCAGGGGGUUUAUCUGAAGUGGGCCCUGAACCCACCCAAAGCACGCCGCCGCGGGGAUGCCCGUAGCCUCGGGCUGACCGGAAACGACGCCAAGUCGCCAGUCGGUCCGGCGUACGGUGACGCGGAGGUGCUUGACGUGGGCCAGGAGGUUGGCGUGGUGCGAAAAGACGGCGUGGUAUUUGGAUAUCGGCGCGAAGAAACGAACGCGGCGGAACCUCUUCUCCCACUGCAGUUCCCGGUUCCGAUCCAAGAAGCCUUGGUCAGCCGAGCCCGCCGAGGAGUUCAGCAGGGUAGAGCGCGGGUCGCUGCGGAACUGAUAGUUGCGUUCGGCCUCGAACAUGAUGGGCCGUGCUUCCGUCAGCAAUCGCCUACAGGAGAGCAGCAUGUUCAACGACAUGCAUGGCUCCUCAUAAAAGUCGGGGCGCUCGUUUGGCUGCGUACAGCCGGGGGCUGCAUGUGCGAGCUCAGGGACUAUGUCGGGAAUUUCAGCUCCGUGUUCAUCGCCGGGCUUGCCGCGGAGGUCAUCAUCUGGGUCGCCUUCAUGAUCCAAUCGAAGACGGAAGUUGUGGGUUUUCCUGGAGUACGCGCCAGCAGACGGAGUGGCGGUCAGGGUGAAGGACGCGAGAGCAUUCCGAUAGAUCUGGAGCCGUAG
Pyricularia pennisetigena is the source of this 693-nucleotide messenger RNA. RefSeq lists its product as uncharacterized. The transcript has 2 exons. The coding region runs from base 1 to 693 and encodes 230 amino acids. The record is from RefSeq and is a predicted model, not a curated record. Lineage: Eukaryota; Fungi; Ascomycota; Sordariomycetes; Magnaporthales; Pyriculariaceae.